Plasmodium falciparum 3D7 is the source of this 1152-nucleotide messenger RNA. RefSeq names its product autoantigen p27 domain-containing protein. Lineage: Eukaryota; Apicomplexa; Aconoidasida; Haemosporida; Plasmodiidae. The record is from RefSeq and is a predicted model, not a curated record.
AUGAAGGUUCAAAAUAACAUAAUUAAGGAAGACCCUUUCUCUGUCUCCCAUAUUAUUGGUGAUAGACUCUUACAAGGAUGGACUUUACUAAAUGCAACCUGUCAUAUGUGUAAUAUAACCCCACUCAUAAAGCAAAAGAAUAAAGAAGAUCGAUAUUGUGCAAGGUGCGAUUUGUUUAUAAAAAUAAGAGAGACGUCUCAUGAGAAGGAAGAAAAAAGAAACGAUAUAUUAAACGAAGAAAUCACAAAAGACGAAAAAAAAGAUAAUGAUAAGGAUUUAUUAAAUGAAAAGGAAAAUGAGAGUAGUUUAAAUAAUGAUUCUUUAAUGUAUAUUAAGGAAAUAAAAUUACAAAAUGAAGAAUUUAAUAAUAUAUUGAAUAAAAAUAAUAUAUGUACAAAGGAUCUAGUAGGAGACCUUCUUGAAUAUAAAAAUUAUAUCAAGGAUAGGUGUGGAUAUAAUGUAGCUGAAUGGUUGAAUAUGCAAACCGUAAAAACAAAUCAAACAAACCAAACAAAUCAAAAAAAAAAAAAAAAUCAAACAAACCAAACAAAUCAAACAAACCAAACAAAUCAAACAAAUCAAACAAACCAAACAAAUCAAACAAACCAAACAAAUCAAACAAAUCAAACAAACCAAACAAAUCAAACAAACCAAACAAAUCAAACAAACCAAACAAAUCAAACAAAUGACAAAAAAGAAGAAGAUAUAUUAAAUUAUAUAAAAAAUAAAACGAAUGAACAAAUGAAUACAUGUAAACAUACAAAUAACCUUGAUGAAGAAUAUAUUUAUAAUGUACAUUCAAAAGAUUUACAUAGAAAAUAUUUUAAAAAUAUGUAUCAAAAUAAUCAAGAUGAAAAACAUGAAGAUAAUUAUAUUAACGUUUUACAACAUGUAAGAAGAGAUUUAAAAAUAUCAGAGGAAAAUUAUUUCUGCCCAUCAAAAUUACAUUCUAAUAAAUAUAAUAAAUUAGAAACAGAAUUUUUUAUUUUAAAUAAAACCAAAAAUGUUCUUAUGGAUAAAUUAGAAAAAUUUACAGAUAAAUUAAGUAAAAAUGAUAACAAAAAUGAAGAACUAGAAAAUAUUAGUCACCUUGUAACUAUUGUAACCAUAUUAGAAAAAAUUAACAACUUAAAAAAAUAUGUCAUGGUAUAA